UACGUUGUACUUGCAUGUAUGACCGGCGAAACACAUCAGUUCUUCUAUUUUUAUCGCUGAGUCCAGAAGAAGUGGCGGAAAUCACAAAGAAGAGUACACCACAACUAGAGCCCAUUUCUUGAAACUGUCAUAAGUCUAUCUAGAUAUAAUCAGUGCUAGACUGCACGGAUCAGUCACAUCAGUGCCGUUGUUUUGAAGCCUCCGAGGACGAGCUGCCCUGGCUGAGCUGAGGCUGAGCUGACAUCUGUGUCAUAUCGUUUUUUUAGUCGAUGUGCAGCGCUCCAUCACCUAGCUGUCAUUUCUUGUGUAGACUAUAUGGCUGGCAAGAAGGACAAGAAAUCAUCUAAUCAUAAUUCUGUCCAUUAUAUACAUACCCUAGAAACACAGUCCACACAUCAAGAUGACCUCCACACAGCCCCCAGUGACCCUUGAUAAAAACAAGGUAAUUGAAAAGGAAGAUGCUCCAUGUCAAAGGGAACCCCUCAUCAGGCCUCACCUCCAUGAUUAUGGCUCAGCAUCAAACCUUGCCUUCAACGAAGCUGUUCAUAAGAUGAUGGCGGAAGGUAGAAACAUCUACCAUUUUGCUUUUGGCCAGAGUCCCUUUCCUCCCGUAGAAGGUGCAAGAAAAGUCUUGGCCGAGAAUGCCAAUGAAACUGCGUACCUUCCUGUUGCAGGCCUGAGUGAACUUCGAGCAUCCAUAUGCGACUUCCAUGGCAAACGAGAUGGACUGAAGAGACUUCAAGAUGACUUAGUUGUUGUUGGUCCUGGAUCUAAGGAGCUCAUCUAUCUGCUCAUCAAUGUCUUCAAUGGAGAUAUUCUACUUCUUUCGCCAUCCUGGAUGACAUACAAGCCUCAAACUCAGCUGGCAAACCAGAGAGUUUUUACCAUCACAACCAGUCUACAAGACGAUUGGAAACUAACUCCUUAUCUUCUGGAACAGACAUUGCAGCAACAUAAGCUAAAGCAAAAUAGACUUUUGAUUCUCUGCAACCCAGACAAUCCAACUGGCACUGCAUACAGCGAGGAGGAUCUAAUUGCCCUUAGCUCUGCUUUAAAGAAGCACAAUGUCAUCGUGCUUACUGAUGAGAUCUAUGCAGCAACUAACUUUGAACAUAACCACAAGACGCUUGCUAAGUAUUAUCCAGAAGGAACAGUCCUGUCCAGUGGGAUUUCUAAGUGGGCUAGUGCUGGUGGAUGGCGGCUUGGUUACAGUAUCUACCCACCUGAAUUGAAGGUUUUAUACAAGGCUGUCAAGAGUGCUGCAAGCCACACUUACUCCUGUGCUUCAGGGCCUGUACAACAUGCAGCUGCUUGGCUCUUCCGUUUUGAUGAGGAGUGUGAAAGCUAUGUAAAUCACACAUCAAAGAUCCUUCAAGCCAUUGCUACAUUCUGCUACAGAGAGCUGACGUCUGUGGGAGUGAAAGCAAUCAUGCCAAGAGCAGGGUUCUACAUCUUUCCAGAUUUUGAGGUGAUACGGGAGGCCCUGGCUAGACGAGGUAUCAUGACUGGUGAAAGCAUGUGCAAGGCAUUGUUGGAGGAGGCAGAUGUAGCGGUUAUGUCAGGUGGUCCAGCCUUCCUGCGUCCUGAUGAAGAGUUCACUGUGCGUCUCUGCUACAUUAACUUUGAUGGCACUCUCGCUCUUCAGGCUAGCCAACAGCAUGCUGAUGAACCAAUCACAGAUGAAUUCCUCAAUCUCUAUUGCAAACCUGUCUUGGAAGGCAUCCUGGCUAUCAAGAAAUGGGUGCAAAAACAACUUGACUGCAGCAAGUAGUCUAGACUGAAUUCUAUCAGUCUACACAUUGUAGAUCAUCUUUGUGAAGCAUGACGAUUGGAAAUGAUUUUGAUCACAUUUUGCAUUCAACUGCAUAGUACUAGAAGAAAGGUUUAAGUUUAUCUUUGUUCCAUGCUAUUCUCUUAAUGUUAUUAUCUUCAUUUUAUCUCGUUCGCAAUGUUGCACAAAGGAAUUUAAUUCAAUACAAUUCAACUUUAUUUGUAAAUUAUUAAAAAUCGUAAACAAAUUCAAAAUGUAUAUCAUGUAUAACAACCAAGAUGAUAACAAAGAAAAGGAAGCCGACAAAAACAAAGCAUGUAAUGGGUGCAACUCUCUUAAAUAUGUCAGUAUACAUGAGCAAAUAUAACAAUGAGAAAUCAAACACACGAUCAUGUGGGAAGGGAGGGGGGCAAAGGGGUAACAUUUUAAACAAUUGUAGUUAAUCAAUGAUUAUAUCCAGCUAGCAAGCUGGACUUCACUUUAUAUUUAGAUCAAGAAAGGUUAUUGCAAGAUGUGAUAUUGUGUCUAACAAAUUGCAUAUUCUAGGGCCCUGGUGUUGAAUCAAAUUCAAUGAGCGUUCAUUAAAUACCUUGAAGAAGUGCAUUUUAGAACUUGAUCGAGUGUUAUAAUUAUAUAUAUAUAUUGAUUAAAUUGAAAGACAUUAAUGAACAUUAAUAUAGUAACUUCGUAAGUAUGGUAGUGUUGUAGCUUUGUCUUUCCAUAUUUGUCUGUUUUUUAUUAUUUCUUUUGUUCCAAAUAUUGGUUUGGUUGUCAUGUUAGCCCUAUCGUGCCAUAUAAUCACAGCAGAUAUAUUGUAGUCUAAAGAUAACUUUGAUGUCGUGGGAGAGAGUAUAUGAAUAGUUUUUAAAUAUUCAAAGUGAAUGAUAUAGGCUCAUAGAGCCAAGUAUAUAAGAAUAUCAUUAUAUCAUAGUAUAUACAUUACUUAUAUAUUAUCUUUAUAUUUACUUGCCUAACAUCAUUAUAAAAUCAAAAUAGGAGAUAAUUAUCUCCUAAAUACUUUCACUCCAUCAAGUGAAUGUGAUUAGUAUCAACAGAUGUAUGUUGAUCAGUAAAAGCUAGCCCACUGGUAAAUUUCAUGUUUGGUGUUCAUGUCAUCUUAAUGAUGUUAUACUGUAGAAGGCAUUCCAUUUAAAUGUGUCAAGAAAGACCACUCAGGGAGGAUGAGAAAAGCUAAUAUUAAAUUCAGGUGGUGUUUAUCAACGGGUUCCUUUACAGCAUGUUUUAAUGAGAAAACUGUUCAGAGUGAAUUAAAAUAUGGUUUUUGUAUACUUGCAGUCUUUCUAACAGGUGUUUGCUAAAUCAGGUUUGACUGUAGAAUUAUUUAUUUCAUUCUCAGUCUGUAAAGCAACUACCAUAUAACAAGCUGUGUGAAUAUGUUUACUGGAAUUAGACAGUAUGCAAACCAUUUGGCAUUUUAGCUCAUUCUACUUGAUAUGAAGUGGAAUUAAUCUACAUUUAUGUCAAUUCUCCAUUUAGAAAAUAUAGCAAAACUUAAAAUCAGACGGUAGUGAAAAAGGUUUCAUUAGUGAUAUGAUUACAUCUACAUGUUCAUAUAUACAUAGUAUGGAAAUGUGUUUCUUUCAAAAUAGAAUUAUUAUUACCUAUAUUAGGUAUUUGUACUAUUAAUGUCUUCUGUUAUAAAAUAUUAAUGAAUAUUAUGCAUCAUCAGCACUGCCUAUUGCCAAGAAAUAUGUACAACUCUUUGAUUUCUUUGAUUGAUAAAAGAAAUUAGGAUUUUAAUGCUUUAUGAUGUAUAUGAAAUUUUCUAUAUAUGAAAAAUUAUAUUUUUAUUACACAUGUGAUAGUAUAUAUAUAUAUAUAUAUAUAUAUAUACUAUCUUAGUGAUUUGGUCUUUUACUCUGAAGGUAUUACAGUGGGUGUGUAAAUAAAACAAACAAGGAAAUUCAUUAUUAACUGUUCUUGAUCUGUUUCAGGAUGCUAGAUGACCCAAAAUAUAAAAACAGUAAAAUCUAAGUGUGAAAGAUUGGAUUUGUAGACAAUUACCAGAAAAUUAUAAACUUAUUUUCAUUUAUUGAGUGAUAUUGAGCAGCUCUGUAUUUCCCUUAUUCAUAAUUGGAUACAAAAUAUUUAAAUCUGCAACAAUGUAUUACUUUUUAUGUCAUUACUGAUGUAAAAUGGAAUUAAAAUUUAGAGUAUAGUCAUCAGAACUGCAA
This is a messenger RNA of Strongylocentrotus purpuratus (purple sea urchin), 3966 nucleotides long. Its product is annotated as aspartate aminotransferase. The record is from RefSeq and is a predicted model, not a curated record. NCBI's taxonomy places the organism in Eukaryota, Metazoa, Echinodermata, Echinoidea, Camarodonta, Strongylocentrotidae. The transcript has 13 exons. Gene Ontology annotation, molecular function: pyridoxal phosphate binding; catalytic activity. The coding region runs from base 401 to 1771 and encodes 456 amino acids. Gene Ontology annotation, biological process: biosynthetic process.